Dicrocoelium dendriticum is the source of this 2130-nucleotide messenger RNA. The record is from the annotation of a GenBank genome assembly. Lineage: Eukaryota; Metazoa; Platyhelminthes; Trematoda; Plagiorchiida; Dicrocoeliidae.
AUGGCGACGGUUGCUACGAGCCCUCUUGCGGGAUUGUCAUGUCUGUGGCCUGAUGGUGCAGAAGAACCCUCUCUCCAGUCGUGGAUACAGUGGAAAACAUCUUUCCAACAUCAACUGACUCUCUUUCCUGUGUUAAACCUCUCUAUCGUGUUAUCCGAUACCCAUUGGAUUAUGUUAUUCCGCCAAGCCCUUGGAUCAGAAGGACAACGCCAUUUUGACGCUAUGAACUUGAUGGCUAAGACCAGUAUUGUGCACGUGAUUCAGUUGUUUGAGGAAUUGUGGGGAAUCCAACAAAGUGUGUUUUCCGCUCGUUAUCAGUUUUUCAAGCUACAGCAACGAUGCGGAGAAAGUGUAAAUGAUUUCAUUGCCCGCAUUCAUCACGCCUAUUCGCAGGUAGAGUUGGAUGAGACCUCCCGACGUCUUACGACGAUCAGUACACAUUUGGGGAUAUUCGAAUACACUAGACUGCCUUUCGGGAUGAACUCAGCGCCGGAGAUCUUCCAAAGGAUAAUUGACAAUAUCGUGCGUGACAUACCGAACACUUGCGCAUAUCUCGAUGAUAUCCUUAUCACGGGCCGCACAGAAAAGGAGCACUUGUAUACGUUGGACCGUGUGUUGCAUAAACUCUCUGAACACGGUUUGCGUUUGAAACGCUCCAAAUGUGCUUUCCUAGUUGAUUCAGUUGACUACCUCGGUUAUAGACUGGACAAGAAUGGUUUACACGCGCGGAAAGAUAAAUUACAACCCAUUAUUUCUGCACCCUCACCUCGUAACGGAGCCCAGUUACGCUCGUUCGUUGGAAUGCUUUCACAUUAUCGUCGGUUCCUACCUAAUCUUGCUUCUGUUCUAGCACCACUCCACAAUUUGCUGAGAAAAGAUUCUAAGUGGUGUGAUGCUUCACCUUUUGGAGUCGGGGCAGUGCUGGGACAUAAAGUCCACGACGGAACAGUUCGCCCUAUUGCUUUCGCGCCCCGCACAUUACAACCUGCUGAGAAGAAUUACGCACAAUUAGACAAGGAAGCACUGGCCGUAGUAUUCGGAGUAAGGCGGUUCCAUCAGUACUUGUGGGGCAACCAGUUUGAGAUACAGACUGACCAUAAACCACUGUUGUCACUUCUCGGUAAGGAACGAGGCAUAGAACAACUUAACGCACCCCGAAUGGUACGCUGGGCCCUCCUACUUUCUGCUUACAAUUAUCAAAUCCGAUACAUUGCCGGUCCUCAAAAUAAUGUCGCUGAUGCGCUCAGUAGAUUGCCACAGAUUGACCAACAGGGGGAAAGAAGUGACGCGCCCUACGGGUUUGUUCAACUUUUGCAACACCUGAAUACUACACCCAUAUCUGGCGACAUGGUUAGGAAAGCUACAGACAGAGAUCCCGUUCUAUCGACUGUGAAACGUAUGCUGCUGCGUGGCUGGGGUUCGCGAGCCCCUGGUGAUCUGCGUCCGUUUUUCAAUUGUAGAUUUGAGCUGAGCCUGCAUGAAGGAUGUAUCCUACGUGGAUCUCGCAUCGUUAUUCCAUUGACUCUCAGGUCAGCUGUACUGAAAGAAUUACAUGAUGCACAUCCAGCAUCAAACAGUUUAGCUGAAAGAGCGGUCCAAACCGUGAAAGAUGGUCUUCUAAAGCAGCGUAAUCGCUCGUUACGAACCAAACUUGACCGAUUCUUGUCCGCAUAUCGGAUUACACCGCUAGAGUCUAUCGGAAAGAGCCCUGGGGAGGCAAUGUUUGGGCGUCGACUACGUACGAGGCUAGACCUACUUUUUCCAGACCCCCGUCAGACCAGGCGUUGCCAGCAACAACGUACGCAUGAAAGUGGACGCGCACCAGUUAAGCCCCAGAAGUCGAUAGUGGAACGCGAUGUUUACACGAAACUACCACAUGAGCAGUUAUGGCAGCCUGGCACCGUGCUUACGAGCUCAGAAACGGAGGCCGAAAUACAACUAGAGAGUGGAGAGACAGUACGCAGGCACAAUGAUUUCAUCCGACCCCGCAUCCCAGUCACACCGUACGCUGGGGAAGAGAAAGUGGUUCCAGAAGACCUGGAGGAGACAAACAAAAACCAAACGGAAGAAAUCGAUCAGCCGAUUGCUAUUCGGAAACCGCACCGCUCACCUAAGCCGAUAGAACGUUAA